UCCUGUGGCCGGUCAUGACAGACAGACAGGACUGAAGGCUGCUCUGGUCAGAAACAGAACCGCUCGGAGUUUAUUCCUGUUUGUACAACUCGUCUCAGACAUGGAGAAAGUGAUCAUAGUAACUGGAGCGAACAGCGGUAUCGGCCUGGCUCUGUGUGAGAGGCUCCUCACCGAGGACACCCAGCUUCGGCUGUGUCUGGCCUGCAGGAACAUGCAGCGGGCCGAGGCCGCCCGGGCCGCCCUGCUGACCUCUCACAGCAGCUCCUCUGUGGACUUGUUGCACCUGGACGUGGGCUCGGUGCAGUCCGUGCUCCGUGCUGCCCAGGAGAUCAAGACCAGGUACAACAGAAUUGAUUUCSUGUAUUUAAAUGCAGGAAUUAUGCCCAAUCCAUCUGUGGACAUCAAGGCUUUGUUCAGAGGUCUCUUUUCCAGGAACGUCAUCAACAUGUUUGCUACGGCAGAAGGUCUCCUAACUCAGCAGGACAGUCCCAACUCAGAUGGUCUACAGGAAGUUUUUGCUACUAACCUGUUUGGUCACUUUCUCCUGAUUAGGGAGUUGGAGCCUCUGCUGUGUCAGCCGGGUCACAGCUCCAGGUUGAUCUGGACGUCCUCCAGUAACGCCAGCCGCUCGGCCUUUAGCAUGGACGACAUUCAGCACAGACACGGGAAGGAGCCCUACAGCUCUUCUAAAUACGCUUCAGACAUGCUCAGCCUGGCGCUUAACAAACACAAGAACCAGCAGGGGCUGUUCUCCUCRGUGACCUGUCCAGGUCUGGUGAUAACUAACCUGACCUAUGGGAUCCUCCCCUCCUUCUUCUGGACCCUCUUCAUGCCCAUCUUGUGGCUGAUCCGGGUUUUCACCAACACGUUUACACUCACACCGUACAAUGGAGCAGAGGCACUGUACUGGUUGUUCCUUCAAAAGCCGGAGUCUCUGAAUCAGAGAGCCAAGUAUCACAGUUUAACCUCAGGAUUUGGGACAAACUACACGGAGCCACGUCAGAUGGACCUUGAUGAUGAAACAGCUGAGGCUUUUUAUUCAAAACUUCUGGAGCUUGAGAAAACCAUCAGAAGGAAACAGAGUGAGAGAGAAGCUGCCAACGAGGCGAAUCAGGGAAACCUCAGAGAGGUAGAAUAGUAGUGUUUCUUUAUGGAAGGAUGUUUCUCUAAAAAUGGACUUUUUGUAUUUCCUGAAGAUGCAAUGGUUCUUUUACCUCAUUCUAUGUCUUAACGUUGAUCUUUUGUGAUGCUCGACCUUCAGCAUCCAGGAUAUUUGAGGCUGAAGUAUCAGAUGGUUUUAGGUUCUUUCUUCUUUAGACAUUCUCACUCCCAUUAAAGAGAAAUUUAUAUUUCAAUCUUCUGGUGAAAAGUAUUAAUAGCCGUGURGUGCCUUAAAGGUUUUGUGUUGCACGAUUAUGUUUUUAAAGCUAAUAUAUUCUCUAUUCAGAACUGAAAGUAACAACAGAGGGGAGAUUGGCUCUGCUGCUGUUUUGUUUCAUUAUGUACAGUGCCUUAUGAAAGUAUUCAGCCCCCUUGAACUUUUCAACUUUUUGCCACAUUUUAGGCUUUAAACAUAAAGAUAUAAAAUUUAAUUUUUUUUGUGAAAAAUCAACAAGUGGGACACAAUUGUUAAGUGGAACUAAAUUUAUUGAAUAUUUUAAACAUUUUUAACAAAUAAAAAAACUUAUAAAAAUCUUUUUGUAUCCAAAUCCAGCUUUAAACGUCUCCACAACAGUAUCUUGGACCUGCCUGGUGUGUUUCUUGGUCUUCAUGAUGCUCUCUGUGCUUUAAACAGAACUCUGAGACUAUCACAGAGCAGGUGCAUUAAUACAGAGACUUGAUUUCACAAAGGUGGAUUCUGUUUAUCGUCAUCAGUCAUUAUUUAGGACAACACUGGAUCAUUCAGAGAUCCUCACUGAACUUCUGGAGUGUUUACUGCACUGAAAGUAAAGGGGCCAAAUAAUUUUGCACGCCCCACUAUUCAGUUUUUUAUUUGUUAAAGUUUAAAAUGUCCAAUAAAUUUUGUUCCACUUCAUGAUUGUGUCUCACUUGUUGAUUCUUCACAAAAAAAAAUACAUUUUAUAUAUUUAUGUUUGAAGCCUGAAAUGUGGCAAAAGGUUGAAAAGUUCAAGGGGGACAAAUACUUUUACAAGACACUGCACCAGUGCCUCCAGUAAUUAUUUUAUUGGGGUGGCCAUGUGGAGGCCAUCUUUUCUUUUUUUUUUCCAAGGGUGGCCAUUACCACCCCUGACCCCUUUGGUGGCACCCCUGUUAAUAUGUAUCCUCACUACAUUAAAAAAUAAAAUCUGUUAUACUUUCAAUAAAGUAAAAUUCUCCUUGUUUGUAAUAAUUUUAAACUACA
Messenger RNA from Austrofundulus limnaeus, 2362 nucleotides. RefSeq names its product hydroxysteroid (17-beta) dehydrogenase 7 (gene hsd17b7). The transcript has 9 exons. Bases 101 to 1138 code for a protein of 345 amino acids. Gene Ontology annotation, biological process: cholesterol biosynthetic process. Lineage: Eukaryota; Metazoa; Chordata; Actinopteri; Cyprinodontiformes; Rivulidae. The record is from RefSeq and is a predicted model, not a curated record. Gene Ontology annotation, cellular component: endoplasmic reticulum membrane. Gene Ontology annotation, molecular function: 5-alpha-androstane-3-beta,17-beta-diol dehydrogenase (NADP+) activity; estradiol 17-beta-dehydrogenase [NAD(P)+] activity; 3-beta-hydroxysteroid 3-dehydrogenase (NADP+) activity.